Messenger RNA from Theobroma cacao (cacao), 1432 nucleotides. RefSeq lists its product as uncharacterized. Lineage: Eukaryota; Viridiplantae; Streptophyta; Magnoliopsida; Malvales; Malvaceae. The record is from RefSeq and is a predicted model, not a curated record.
UUUAUUAUUCAAAUAAAGGAAACAAUUACAAACCCUGAACAAGGAAAAAUGUUGUCAGUGCCUUUCCAAAUAAAUAGGUUCCCAAAAGAGUCAAUACCAACUCACCCCCCUGCUUUCUUUCCCUUUCAUGGCUUAGCCUGAAACCUUUCUCUAUACCAAGCGACAGUCAUGGCACCCUCCUUUCUCAGCUUUGCCUCCUUAUACGGCGUCUAUCUCCGCCGCUGCUUUGCCAGCUCUGGCCUCACUUCUCAAUCCACCGACAUUGACGACGAGACCACCAUCCACUUGUGGGCACCAAAGCCCGAUCAAACAACCCAGGAACGAAAACCCGUGUUGGUUUUGCUUCACGGCUUCGGUCCGAGCGCUAUCUGGCAAUGGCGCCGACAGGUCCAGUUCUUUACCCCUUACUUCCAAGUCUACGUCCCUGACCUGAUCUUUUUCGGGAAUUCCAUGACAAAGUCCAAGGAAAGGUCCGAGGUUUUCCAGGCCGUUUCGGUUGGGAAGUUGAUGGAGAAGCUCCAAGUGAAGAAAUACCACGUCAUGGGGACGAGCUAUGGAGGGUUCGUGGCGUACCAUAUGGCGAAAAUGUGGCCGGACAAGGUGGAGAAAGUGGUGAUUGCGAGCUCUGGAGUUAACAUGAGCAAAGCAGAUAACAUGGCCUUGCUGAAGAGAUCCAAUUUGGAGAACAUCGAGGACUUCAUGCUUCCGGAGACGGCUACUCAGUUAAGGACUUUAACUCGUUUGGCUGUGUCCAAGCGUGUGAUCGCCAUGAUUCCCGAUUUUUUCUUGAAUGACUUUGUCAACCAAUUGUACUCAGAGAACAGGAAGGAGAAGUUGGAACUUCUAAAGGGUGUGACCCUUGUUCAGGGUGAUGGCACAGUCAAGCUUGCUCCACUUCAGCAGGUUCAUCCACCGCCAUUUUCACACAACAUUCCAAAUGAUGUCCUUUUAGUUUGGGGAGAUCAAGACCAGAUUUUCCCUUUGAAGAUGGCUUAUGAACUCAAGGAACUUCUUGGGAAGCAGGCGAGGCUGGAAGUAAUACCGAACACAUCUCACGUACCCCAGAUUGAGAACUCAGCACAGUUCAACAACAUUGUCAAAGGCUUCCUAUGCGGUUCCUUUUGAUUAUAUGCUAUCAUCAAUUCCCUAUAAAAUUGUAAAUUUCCAUGUAAUGUUGUUGGAAUAAUAUUCAAGGAAGCCUCUACUCCCUAGCUAAAUUCUUAGAUUUUGAAUUACUAAUGGCGCCUGCUGGUAGCUAGGUUCCAAGGUUGCAUCUGGUGGCAAACUACCUAAGUGGCUUUUGAUAUCUUGACAGGUUUGAGUGUUAAGGUUGGCUAUAAGCUGACGAGGCUGGAAUUUUUCAGAUUGAUGUUAGUAACCAUUGUUUACUAUUAUCUGUCUUUUAGUGAGAAAUGCUAGUAUUGUUAAAACA